Corylus avellana is the source of this 1619-nucleotide messenger RNA. RefSeq names its product leucine-rich repeat extensin-like protein 2. Lineage: Eukaryota; Viridiplantae; Streptophyta; Magnoliopsida; Fagales; Betulaceae. The record is from RefSeq and is a predicted model, not a curated record. Gene Ontology annotation, molecular function: protein binding.
AAUCAUCACUCACGAGUGAGCACAGUAAAAGCAAUUAUGGACAACCUCGGGAGUCAAGAUGUAAAGAUAGACUAAGAAAGAAAGAAAACAGGGCCCAGUUUUCUUGCCCGGCCAAUUAAACCCGACAUUUUCUCUCUUCAAACGCUGCUGAUCCUUAUUUUGGACAACCUUUACAAGCCAUUGAAGCCAACCCAUCAUUCAUCAAUUAAGCAUAUGGGUGUCUAUCCUCCGCUGAAAAUGGAGAAGAGCUGGUGUCUGGCUGUUAUCCUCCUCCACAUAAUUUCAACGGAAGCUGCUUUUUCUGUUAGCGGUGGCGUUGGUAUUGGCGUUGGUAUUGGCAAUGUAGGUGGCGGUGCUGGCGGACCGGGCGGUGGAGGCGUUUGGAUUGGCGGUGGGAUCAACGGCCCGGCGCCGUCUGCUUCUGGGUCUCCGGUUUCAAAGCUCGAGAGAGCUUACACUGCUCUCCAGGCAUGGAAAUCUGCAAUCAAAGAAGACCCAAUGGGGAUUUUAGACACUUGGGUCGGCUCCGAUGUUUGUUCUUACAAAGGAGUCUUUUGUGCAGAUUCUCAAGAUGAGAUGGAUGCUUCGCCUGACCCUGUUGUUGCCGGCAUAGAUCUCAACCAUGCAAAUCUUCAAGGCACUCUCGUCAAGGAGCUCUCUUUCCUCACCGAUAUCUCUCUGUUUCACCUCAACAGCAACAGAUUUUCAGGCACUGUUCCUGACACCUUCACAGAUCUCUCAUCGCUUCAAGAGUUAGACCUCAGUAACAACCUCUUCUCAGGUCCUUUCCCUGCAGCUACUCUAUACAUUCCAAACCUCGUUUACUUGGACAUCAGAUUCAACAAAUUCUCAGGCCCCCUUCCUGAAGAUCUCUUCAACAAGCAACUUGAUGCAUUGUUUCUUAACAACAACCAAUUUGAAGGCGAACUCCCGCAGAAUCUGGGGAACUCUCCAGCGUCUGUGAUAAAUUUAGCUAAUAAUAUGUUCACCGGAAACAUCCCGGCUAGUUUUGGUUUCAUGGGUUCUAAACUGAAGGAGAUAUUGUUUCUGAAUAACCAAUUAACAGGUUGCAUUCCCCAGGGAGUUGGGCUUUUCACAGAGAUGCAAGUUUUGGAUGUAAGCUUCAAUUCGUUGAUGGGUCAUUUGCCAGACACCAUAUCUUGUCUGGAAGAAAUUGAGGUUCUCAAUUUGGCACACAACAAGCUAUCUGGGGUUCUGCCAGACGUGGUUUGUUCUCUGAGAAGCCUUGCGAAUCUGACUGUUUCUUACAAUUUCUUUUCUGGGUUCAGCCAGGAUUGCUCCAACCUAUUCGUCAGGAGUGUGGGCUUCGAUUUCUCUGGGAAUUGCAUCCCUGGGAGGAACAUGCAGAGACCUCAGCCAGAAUGCUCUAUCAUUCCAGGAGGUAACUUGAUUUGUCUAAGAAUCCCUGCUGCUGCAAAGCCUCUUGUUUGUGGGUCACUGGCAAAGGCUAAACCAAGCUCCUCACCUCCAUGAGAAGAGAGAAGAGAGAGAAAGAGAGGUGGGUUGGUGAUGGCUGUCUGAUUUUUGAAUACUAGCAAUCAAAAUAUUUAGAGCUUCCUAAUUUAUUUCUUUAUGAAAUCAGUAUAUCUAACUUAUCA